Messenger RNA from Aplysia californica (California sea hare), 4237 nucleotides. RefSeq names its product smoothened homolog. Bases 203 to 3337 code for a protein of 1044 amino acids. The transcript has 13 exons. The record is from RefSeq and is a predicted model, not a curated record. Gene Ontology annotation, molecular function: patched binding; transmembrane signaling receptor activity. Lineage: Eukaryota; Metazoa; Mollusca; Gastropoda; Aplysiida; Aplysiidae. Gene Ontology annotation, biological process: commissural neuron axon guidance; positive regulation of smoothened signaling pathway; smoothened signaling pathway. Gene Ontology annotation, cellular component: cilium; dendrite; plasma membrane.
UUGCAAAAUGGCAGACUCCACAAACUUUGACUUCUUUGUAAAAGUUUCGGCGAACGACUGGCGGUUCACGAAGAGGUCUGUAUGUUGCCCCCUGUGAGUGUGUGAGGAUUGUUUGUUGGUAAGAUCUGUCUCUGAUGAAGAUGUCAUGUGACUUUCUAAGAAAAGCAUCCAGAAGGACAAGGCAAGAGAUGGUUUCCUCAAGAUGAAGAAGAACCUGCUUGUCUUUUUGGCUUGCCUGGCGCAUGUCACCAGCAGCAGUGGGGCCACCUUGACCCCCAUUACCCACGACCCUAGAUGUUACAGAUCAACGAACGAGUCUGGUUCGUGCAUUCCUCUAACGUCAAAAUUUUGCCUGAACACACAGCUGACCUUUGAUCACACAUCCCUCAGCCUCGCCAAUGAUUCAAACACACUUGAGGAGGUAUAUGAGAAGCUGAAGCUCUGGAGUGGCUUGCAGAAUGUGCCUCAGUGCUGGGCUGUUGUCCAGCCAUUUCUCUGCUCUGUGUACCUUCCCAGAUGUGAUGACACGCUAGGGGUGGAGCUGCCGAGCCAGGAGCUGUGUGAGCGCACCCGCAAGCCGUGUCAGAUUGUGUACGAGAUCAACAAUGGUUGGCCAGACUUCCUGCGCUGUGACCACCCGAACUUUGUCUCCGGCUGUGGGACAGCGACGUAUGACAAGUUGGUAUUCAACACGACUGGUCGCUGUGAAGCCCCCCUGGUGCGCACUGACGACGCAGGCAGCUGGUAUGACGGUGUAGAAGGCUGCGGUGUGCCCUGCGACAACCCUCUGUUCACCGCGGAGCAGCACAACGAGGUGCACACGUUCAUCGCCGUGUUUGGCUCCAUCUGCUUGGUGUGCACGCUCUUCACCGUGCUAACGUUCAUCAUUGACUGGAAAAAUGCAAACCGCUACCCGGCCCUCAUCUUGUUCUUCAUCAACGCCUGCUUCUUCUUGGGCAGCAUCGGCUGGAUGUCGCAGUUUGCUGGGGAUGCCAGGCGUGACAUUGUUUGUCGCCGCGAUGGAACAGUCAGGAAGGGAGAGCCGCAGCUCGGAUCUAACGAGAGUAUUUCCUGCACGGUGGUGUUCAUCAUCGUCUACUACUUCCUGGUGGCGGGAGUCUCGUGGUUCGUCAUGCUGGCGUACGCCUGGUACGUGACCUUCACCGCGCUGGGCACCUCGCGGGACGCCCUCGUCUCCAAGACUGCCUACUUCCACUUGGUCAGCUGGUGUCUGCCUCUGGUCCUCACCAUUAUUUGUCUGGCUAUCUCUGAGGUGGAUGGUGACUCGGUGAGUGGCAUCUGCUUUGUGGGCAGCUUCAACCACAGCAUGCGGGCUCUGUUUGUCCUGGUGCCCGUCGGGCUGGUCAUGCUGGUCGGGACCUUCUUUUUGCUCCGAGGUGUGUACACGUUAAUCAAGAUCAGGAAAGAAGCACCUGUGUUCAUACCGGAGAAGACUUUUUCCAAGAUCAGGGACACAAUUCUUAGACUAGGCAUCUUUACUGCUGUGGCCCUCAUCUUUGUGCUCAUCACGUUUGCCGUCCACGUGUACAUCUUUGCCAGUGAGGAUCGGUGGAAGAGCAGCUUCCGGGAGUACAUGUAUGCUGAACCUAUGAAAAAUAUAUGGGUGUUCCACAAACCGUCCAAUAAGCCAGUGAAGCUCAAGCGUCAUAAGAUGAUAGCCCAGGCCUUUGAGAAGAGGAAGGAGAUCAAUCAGGGCCGAGUGUCCAUCAGCUACCUCAGCUCUCACGAUGAUCCACUUGGUAUGAAGUUUGACCUCAACAGUGGCAGUGAUGAUGAGCUCUCCUCCAACUUUGCUAUGGCGAUGCCCAACUUGGUUCGUCGACGGGGUGGCCUUAUCUACCCAUCUGCCGGCAUGGGUAGGCGAUAUUCAGACUCGGAUGUCCAGUCCAGCGUGUCGACCCGACGUGUGUCCCGUGAGUCACAGAUGAUGGAGUUCCGUGAAGCCCAGUUUGUCAUGAUUGGCCACGAUGGCCUCCCCGAGGCAGGGCGUAGGACCAAGAAGAAGAUGAAGAAAAAGAAGCGCGGGAGGUUAAACCGAAUACGGCCGGUGGUCGGGCCGCUCUUGAAUGGUAUUCGCUUUGGGAACGGGCGGCUGGGGAACCUCCGCAAGGGCAGCGACUCUUCUGCGAUCAGCCAGAUGUCAGCUCAUAGCGUGCGAGUGUCUAUGGAGAGGAACAGCAUCGAGACGGCGUCCUUGGUGUCGAAUCCACCAGACACGAUUCUCCCAGCCGUUACUCCGAGCAGAGAGGCAGCAGCUUCGUCGUCGAGGAAUCCUAAUCGUGUGGGGCCGUACCUUGAGUUUGGCCCUCGCAAACAGGGCACCGACUUCACCAUUUUCUCUGCGAAGAAUGCGCUAAAUCACAGCCACCACGAGGCAACAGGGGUCCACGGAGGGGUCGGGGCGGCGAGUUCAGGGAUACAGUCGGAGCUGUCACUUCCAGGGGCGCCCGACGAGCCUCCUCCUUCACCGAGGAAGGCUGAGCGAGGGGCACAGCAGCAGCAGCAGCAGCAGCACCAGAAGCAGCAUCACUUCCACCCUUUCCAAACGGACAGCUUCCAGCAGCAGCAAAACCUGAAGUGGGGAGCUCAGGUGGAAGAUGCGGGUCUGAACUCUUCGUCUUCCGAACCAGCCAUGCCUCCUCCACCGUCGGGCCGAAUGGGUCGCAGGAAGUCGAUGGCCGUCGGUACCACUAGUAAAAGAGAGACGCUGGUUACCGUGGAAACCCACCAGAUGGAGUGUGGGCCGGUUCCUUUGUCCAGUCUCAUGGCGGACAUCUCUGGCGGUAACUGGGGCGUGUUGCUGGGCAAAAGUGGGUCAAGCUCCGGGUCGGAGGCGGGGGGUGGUGGGGCCAGUGCUUACAUGAGCGGGGGUAGCGGCUUCAUGGGCCGGCCUCACAGACCUCCAGAUCCGUAUAUGGGCAUGCCGGGUGGCUUGAUGGGCGCGGUGGGAAGUGCAUUUGGUGGCGGAGGGCCAAAUCCGUACAUGUCCGCCCCGUCCAACCACCCGUCGGCGUACAUGGGGGGCGCAGGCCCUUCCUACACCACGGCGAAACAGCGCAGCAAACCUCACAUGGGUAUGUCUGGGAUGAAGGCGAACGGGGGAGCGAGGCCGAAGGUCAUGGGCGACCAGUGGGGUCACUUCCCGGCCUUCUCUCCCCCGCAGAUGCUGCUGGACCAUAGAACCGCCACGCAGCACCACGACCGCCGCUGGGAGCGGGAGAGGAGGAGGGAGAGGGAGCUACGCCGGCCCAACCAAGCCUUUUUCAACGCCAACUACAAUGUGGAGGAUGAUGAUCUCGAGUUCAUUUCUACCUGAUUCAUUGGCAUAUAAUCCUCAUACUUGAAAACAAUGUGGGGGUGCAGGGGGGGGGGGACAAAUGAUGUUUAACAUCGUUGAUCGACAAGAACGACGAACUUUCGCUCCGGUCACAAAACGACGAUCGGCGAUGUUUACUACCCAUUUUCUUUGGAUUUCCCCCGAAACGCUUGUGAGGGCAAAAAUAUUUACUAUAUGAGCCUUGUGAUGGCAAAGUGUUAACUAUGCGUGAUGGGCGGGGAGGGGAGGAAUGUAUGCUACUAUGUGAAAACCUGAGGUAAAUACAGGUUCUCAGUCAAAACUUUUUUUUACUGCAAGUUGGAAGAGUUUGUGCCUGGGUCAUGAUGCAUAUUUAUUGAUCACGUUGUAACUUGCUUACACGAUAGAGUUCGGUUAAGCCGAGUGCGGUUUAAAAGAAAGAAGCAGUGGUAAACUGAAAGCAAAUAAAAUCUCGAAUGAUUCUUUUUUUUGUUUGAGCAACCUGUCUAAAUCGAAAACCUGGCUGAAAUGAAGAAAAUGCAGCAGUCCGGUAGAUUUCGGUUGAAGGCCACACUCUACUUCUUAGCCCCAAAAUCUACAAUUUAGUGAUUUUUAAUUGUUUUUUAAAUCAUUUUCUCAAAGUAUUUCAUUCCAGGAUUGAAAACAAUCAGUUUUGGGAAUCAUUAUCAGUUACAUAAUCACAGAAAUUGCAAAUUUGAAUGAAACUGGGCUAUCUUAAGGACUAUUUUCAAAAGCUAAAAACUCAAACACUAUUCAUGCUAUCUAUGAACUAACUCCACAUUUAUGAUCUGCACACAAAUCUUAAGAAAAUGACGCUAGCUUUUCUUGAAAUUGUUAAUAUUAAUAAUUUUAUUACUGUUAGAAGACUUGCAUAUUCUCGAAUGACAAAAAUAAUCCAAA